Sus scrofa (pig) is the source of this 3639-nucleotide messenger RNA. The record is from RefSeq and is a predicted model, not a curated record. NCBI's taxonomy places the organism in Eukaryota, Metazoa, Chordata, Mammalia, Artiodactyla, Suidae.
AGAAAACAGAAAAACUAUCACAGAGCAGAGAUAAAAUAUAGCUCUACUGCCUUAAAUAUGUGCUUAGAAAUACACUUCUGAUUUAUGUCCUUUUAAAAAUGACGGUUGCUAAUAUAUGCUCCUAAUGUCAAUUUCAAUUUGUCCAUCCUCCUGUACCCAUACCUGAUUCUCCCCAUCUUAGUGGCUGCAUCUCCCCAGACUCGUCUUUGAUUGUUGGAUCAUUGCCAUGGAGCUGGCCUCUCAAGGUCUCCUCAUUUCAUUUGCCUCCUCUUCUGAAUUGCCAUGCCAUUGCUGGGUCCAGACUCUUUUUUACACUGUUAUUUUAAUUGUUUCCUAACUAAUCUCUCUAAGUCCAGCCUGGUCCUUCCACACUACUGACAGAAUAGUCUUUCUAAAAUUAAAAUCUGUUCAUAAAAAUGAGGUUUUGAAUCUUAGUAGUUCCAAUUUAUUGCAGCAUGUAAUUCCAGUGUUCCCUAGUCCAGUAAAAGCCUGCCAAUAUUCAGUAAGUGAGGUCCAAAAAUUACACCACAUAAUAUGCAGAGUGAUGCUGUCUUGAGACUAAUGAAAUAAUCAGGGCAAGUUCAGCCACUUACCGACGGGCAAUUCCAAGGAUUAUUUUGUAAGACUCAGCUAUAGCCCUGUCCUGGCUGCUAGUAGGUGCUACCCUAUGGAGGAACCUCCUCUGGGCUUAAAUAUCACUGAAGAUGAUUCUGGAUGCUUCAUUUGGGCAGGUCUUCUGGGAUAAGCACAUUUUUUAAUAUCGGCUUGAUCUCUGAAUACUGUAACUGGGGAUUACUGAGGACACAGGGAACCAUUCCUUACUUUUCUUAGUUGCUUGGGUCCUGCUCUCUACAAUUUCUUUCUUCUGCAGAAGCUAAAAUGUUUGAGAACAGGAAGUGGGUGGAGGAUGGGAACCAACUGCCAGGCACAUUAUAUCAGAAAACAAGUUUUCAUGAGGCUUUUAAGGAAUCCUGCCAGAAUUUCUAUGAGGCAGACCUGGAGGAGCUGUCCUUUGCUGAAGACACUGAAGAAUGCAGGAAACACAUAAACGACUGGGUGAAGGAGAAGACAGAAGGUAAGAUUUCAGAGAUACUGGGUGCUGGGACAGUCGGUCCUCUGACUAAGUUGGUCCUCGUGAAUGCCAUCUAUUUCAAAGGAAAGUGGAACAAGCAAUUUGACAGGAAGUACACAAGGGGGAUGCCCUUUAAAACCAACCAGGAGAAGAAGACAGUGCAGAUGAUGUUUAAGCAAGCUAAAUUUAAAAUGGGGUAUGUAGAUGAGGUGCAUGCCCAGGUUCUGGAGCUGCCCUAUGUGGGGGAGGAGCUGAGCAUGGUCAUUCUGCUGCCUGAUGACAACACUGAUCUCGCCGUGGUGGAAAAAGCACUUACAUAUGAGAAGUUCAGAGCCUGGACAAAUCCAGAAAAGUUGACUGAGGAUAAAGUUCAAGUUUUUCUUCCCAGAUUAAAGCUAGAGGAAAGUUAUGACUUGGAGGCUUUUCUUCGAAGUUUAGGAAUGAUUGAUGCUUUUGAAGAAGCCAAGGCAGACUUUUCUGGAAUGUCAGUGAGGAAGAACGUGCCCGUGUCCAAGGUCAUGCACAAGUGCUUUGUAGAGGUCAAUGAAGAGGGCACCGAGGCAGCCGCGGCCACAGCUGUGGUUAGGAACUCCCGGUGCAGCAGAAUUGAACCAAGAUUUUGUGCAGAUCACCCUUUUCUUUUCUUCAUCAGGCACCUUGAAACCAACAGCAUUUUGUUCUGUGGCAGAUUCUCUUCUCCAUAAAGAGGUGCAAUUGCUGUUCAUGCACUCUUUUCGCUUCUGACCACCUGCUUUGCUUUAAAUUCCCUUGGACGAAAUUAGUGCUAUGGUUUGAAUGCCAAAAUAAAGUGUGAUUAUGAUCAUAGGACCCACCUCAUAGAGUUGUUGCGAGGAUUAGUGGUUGAUAAAGAGGUUAGCGCAAUCCCUGCUAUAGUAGUACACAGUUGGCAACUAUCAUUACAAGACAAGAGUCAAUUGCAUUUUUAUGCCUCUCAGGAGCAAUAGUUAGAAAAUGUAAUUAAUUUUGUAAUUCUACUAAAAGUAGAAUGUUCUUAGGAAUAAUAAUUAGCAAAAGAUAAGCCAGACUGUUAUGUCGAAAGUUAUAAAGAGCUAUUGACAGCCGUUAUAGACGACCAAAAUAAAUAGAGCUAUUUCAUAUCACAGAAAGUCCUUAAGUUAAAAAAUUGUCAGUUCUCCACUACUUGUUCUAUAGAUUUAAUGUAAUUCUAAUCCACAUUCCAGCAAUGUUUCUUUGGAACUUAACAAGUUUAUUUUAAAAUGUAUAUGAAUAAGCAAAAGGCUGAACAUAUAUAACACAUUUCUAAAGAAAAAGAUCAAGUUGAAGAGCCCUGUUCUACUAGAUGCUGAAACUUAUUAUGAAGCUCUGAUAAUAAAUAUAGUGUGGUGUUUAAAUAGGAGUAAACAAACAGAUUAAUUGUACAGAAUAAAAAGUCCAGAAAUAUACUUAUUCAUAGAUGAAAAUAUGAAAUAGAAUGGAACUGGUAUUGGAGGUCGAUAAAGAAAUGACAACCCAGCCCAACACAGUAUGCUAGGACAACUUCCUUAUUUAAAAGAAGAAAACAAUUAUUGAAAUAUUACUUAAUGAGAAAAGACAAUUUGAUAUGUUUCGUAGGAAAAUGUACCAGAAUACUUUAUGACUUUAGGGAAAGGAGAAGAUAUAUCUGGAAAAUUUAAACAAAGGGGCAGCAGCAGUCAAGCUAUUACUAUCAGAAAAAGUAAACUUUAAGGGAGUGAAUUCAAGUGGAGAAAUGCUGUCAUUUGACAUAGAAAAUGGUAAGGUUCAUAAUGAAGAUAGAAUUUAAACGUCAACAUGCUUCUUUCAAUACUGAACAGAUGAAGAUAAAAACAAUCUGAUGAAAAGCUCAAUAGUAAACUGUACUUCACAAUCAGACCCAUUUUUUACAUUUUCACACCUCUGAAAGUAAGAUAUGUUUUGAUGUAAUUGUCAUUGUCCACACAUACCUGUUUUUAGUCACAAGUGUCUAUAUUUUUUCACUUCAUGUUAUUAUUGGUGCUAUAUAUGUCCUGUAUAGUUGCCUUUAAUUUUUAAAGAUUAUAUUAUUAUUUGGCCUUGAAAAAAAAUUAUUGUAAAUGCUAAAAAUUGUUGAAAUGAAACAGUGAUGUGGAACUUGAUAACAGAGAAGUGAAUAUCCAGGUUUGGAGGAAUGAAUGCAAUUCCCAGUUUUCUUGCAAAGCAAUGACCAUGAUUUACAGGACCUUAAGAAAGGCUGUAUUUUAAGGUUACCUAUCACAAACCAACAUCAAAACUUGCAGAAAAAGUGUCUGAGGCUUGGAAGAAAAUCCCAGAGACAAUAGUACUAUGUUUGCUCAUGUUUGGUAAUGUCCACAUACCAAAGUUCUUGCUGGCACAAUAAAUAUUGUGAUAAAAAAUGAGCAUUUUGGUUUUCAGCCCCAUAAGCACUUAAAAAAACCCAGAUUCUUAAUAUGUUUUUAGGUUAUUUGCAACUUAUUUUGCAAAUAUUGCAUUUUAUGUAUGAACAAGAAUAAGAUCUAACAAAAUAUAUAUCUAAAUGCACCUGAAGGAACUCUUUACAUAUUUAUAAAUAAAAAUUCAAGUGAAAUGAA